Messenger RNA from Angiostrongylus costaricensis, 498 nucleotides. NCBI's taxonomy places the organism in Eukaryota, Metazoa, Nematoda, Chromadorea, Rhabditida, Metastrongylidae. The record is from the annotation of a GenBank genome assembly.
AUAGCCAAGAGGAAGAUGUUUGACGCGUAUGAGCUUCGACGACUUGCACGUCGUUUCAAGAAACUAGAUAUUGAUGGGUCCGGUUCCCUAUCAGUAGAGGAAUUUAUGUCGCUACCAGAACUGCAGCAGAAUCCUCUUGUUCAAAGAGUGAUCGAUAUAUUCGAUGAAGACGGGAAUGGAGAGGUUGAUUUUCGGGAAUUUAUACAAGGUAUUUCGCAGUUCAGCGUGAAAGGGGACAAAAACGUCAAGCUUAAAUUUGCAUUUCGCAUUUACGAUAUUGAUCGGGAUGGUUAUAUAUCUAAUGGUGAAUUGUUUCAGGUCCUGAAAAUGAUGGUUGGAAAUAAUCUCAAGGAUUCCCAAUUACAACAAAUCGUCGAUAAAACUAUUCUUUUUCAUGAUAAGGAUGGCGAUGGGAGAAUAUCGUUUCAGGAGUUUUGUGAUGUACGUUUUGUCUUUUUUCAUGUCUAUCUGUUAGUGCAGUUAUUGAUAUACAUAUGA